UUCCUGUUGGUUCAGGAAAUGUUCUUCCCUAGUCUCCAAAUCUCACCUCUCUCCAAGUGAGUCAUAUACAUUAGCAAGCAAGCUAGUUGCUCCAGUUGUUCGUGGGCAGGUCGGUUUGAAAGGUGCCCCAAAGGACAAUCUCAACAAGGCGGCAGAGCACCCACCUACCUUCUCUGGCAGAACAGAAAAUGCUGAUUUCCAACGCUUUACCAGAAAACCUACUUCCCUGCCAACCUUAGUUUUUGAGACUUACUCCUACUUAAGAGAUGAGGAGCCUGCUUCAACUUGAAGACAGUCCAACAAGUGAACAGACAGCCGGCCACCACAAUGAAAGGUAUCCUGGUCAGGCCCUCAAAGGCGAAGGCUGCAGGAACACACAGGCAGCCUAGAGAACUACAAAAUGAAAUACACAGCUGGAGGAAUGGGCCACCAAGCAACAACACAGAAAUCAAACUGGGAAUAACUUUUGCUGAACUCGUGCCUCAACUGUCCCCAACUCUUUCUGGACAUGCAUCUCUGCUCACAGUGCAUCACAACUAGAGAAUGGGGCUCAACCUGACGCUUGCAAAAUUACCAAGCAAUGAGCCGGACAGCCAAGCCAGCCACUCUGCAAACAGCACGAGCGUGGGACAUGGGAAGAAUGCCACCCUUCACAAUGAGUUUGACACCAUCAUCCUGCCCGUGCUCUACCUGGUUAUAUUUGUGGCAAGCAUCCUGCUGAACGGUCUGGCUGUGUGGAUCUUCUUCCACAUUAGGAAUAAAACCAGCUUCAUAUUUUAUCUCAAAAACAUAGUGGUGGCUGACCUCAUAAUGACACUGACAUUCCCAUUCCGCAUAGUCCGUGAUGCAGGGUUUGGACCUUGGUACUUCGAGUUUAUCCUCUGCAGAUACACCUCAGUUUUGUUCUAUGCAAACAUGUAUACGUCCAUCGUGUUCCUUGGACUGAUCAGUGUCGAUCGCUAUCUGAAGGUGGUAAAGCCUUUCGGUGACUCUCGCAUGUACAGCAUAACCUUUACCAAAGUUUUAUCAAUUUGCGUUUGGGUGAUCAUGGCUGUUCUGUCCUUGCCCAACAUCAUCCUAACGAAUGGUCAACCAACUAAGGAAAAUAUUCAUGACUGCAUGAAACUCAAAAGUCCUUUGGGAGCCAAGUGGCAUAUGGCUGUCACCUAUGUUGACAGCUGUUUGUUUGUGGCAGUGCUGGUGAUUCUGAUUGGAUGCUACAUAGCCAUAUCCAGGUACAUCCACAAAUCCAGCAGGCAAUUCAUAAGUCAGUCGAGCCGAAAGCGAAAGCAUAACCAGAGCAUCCGAGUGGUCGUGGCUGUGUUUUUUACCUGUUUCCUCCCAUAUCACUUGUGCAGAAUCCCCUUUACCUUUAGUCACUUGGACAGGCUGUUAGAUGAAUCAGCACACAAGAUUCUCUAUUACUGCAAAGAAAUGACACUUUUCUUGUCUGCAUGCAAUGUGUGCCUGGACCCAAUAAUUUACUUUUUCAUGUGUAGGUCAUUUUCUAGGAGGUUAUUCAAGAAAUCAAACAUAAGAACCAGGAGUGAGAGCAUCCGAUCACUGCAGAGUGUACGGAGAUCAGAAGUGCGCAUUUAUUAUGACUACACUGAUGUAUAGGGACCAGAGGCCAGGUGGCCUUCUCUUAUUGGAAUCAAUAUGUAAAAAGUGUGAAUAAAUGUUUCUUUUUAUUAUCCUG
Peromyscus leucopus (white-footed mouse) is the source of this 1699-nucleotide messenger RNA. RefSeq names its product G protein-coupled receptor 87 (gene Gpr87). Gene Ontology annotation, biological process: G protein-coupled receptor signaling pathway. Lineage: Eukaryota; Metazoa; Chordata; Mammalia; Rodentia; Cricetidae. Bases 544 to 1620 code for a protein of 358 amino acids. The transcript has 4 exons. Gene Ontology annotation, cellular component: membrane. The record is from RefSeq and is a predicted model, not a curated record. Gene Ontology annotation, molecular function: G protein-coupled purinergic nucleotide receptor activity.